Aplosporella prunicola CBS 121167 is the source of this 993-nucleotide messenger RNA. RefSeq lists its product as uncharacterized. The record is from RefSeq and is a predicted model, not a curated record. The transcript has 3 exons. The coding region runs from base 1 to 993 and encodes 330 amino acids. NCBI's taxonomy places the organism in Eukaryota, Fungi, Ascomycota, Dothideomycetes, Botryosphaeriales, Aplosporellaceae.
AUGGAGCGCGGCAUUUUCGGAAGCAUUAAACACAAGCUCUCACGCAAGGAAUCGAAGGGCGCAUCCUCUUCACCUGCAUCGUCAAGACUCUCUAGAACCUUUAGCUUCAAGUCCACCACUUCGAAUAGCCAGCAGCAGCAGAAUAACCCGUUCACAUCAAGUGCUCCGGCAACCCGUCGCCCAGACCGCCCGGGCAUGAACGCUUUCACUACCCCCUCCACCGAACCUCCGCCGGCGUACAGUCCAACACCACAGUCAUCCAACGCCGCCGCCACAACCGCCACCCCGCUCAACAUGGCAAAUGCGUCGGUGACGCCGAGCGAUGACCGCUACGCCUUUCUCAGCUCCUUCGAUACGAUUUUCUUGAUCGAUGACUCUGGAAGCAUGGCCGGCCGCUCGUGGCGCGAAACAGGGAAGGCACUGGAGGCCAUCACGCCCAUCUGCACGGCACAUGACGCCGAUGGAAUUGACAUUUUUUUCCUCAACCACCCGGAUAACCAAUACUACCAUAAUGUCACGCUGCCUUCCACGGUUACGGAAAUAUUUUCUACUGUCCGACCCAUGGGCGGCACCCCGACGGGUCAACGGCUUAACCAGAUCCUAAAGCCUUACCUUGCUCGCGUAAUCGCGGAUCCGGAUAACACGAAGCCGCUUAACAUUAUCGUGAUUACGGAUGGAGAGCCCAGCGACGAUGUGGAAUCCGUGAUUAUCAACGCUGCCAAGAAGCUGGAUAAGUGCGAUGCUCCGGCCUGGCAGGUAGGAAUUCAGUUUUUCCAAGUUGGCCGCGAGCCAGGCGCCAAAGAGCACUUGAAGCAGCUGGAUGAUGAGCUUGCACAGCUGGCAGGUGAGGAUGAUCUCAGAGAUAUUGUGGAUACGGUGCCGUUUACUGGCGCUGAUGACACUGAAUUGACUGGCGAAGGAAUUCUCAAGGUUGUGCUUGGUGCAGUGAACCGGAGAUUGGACCGUAAGAAGUCUAAGGAUCUCUACAGGUGA